Messenger RNA from Thecamonas trahens ATCC 50062, 1282 nucleotides. RefSeq names its product cathepsin D1. The transcript has 3 exons. Bases 20 to 1225 code for a protein of 401 amino acids. Gene Ontology annotation, molecular function: aspartic-type endopeptidase activity. Gene Ontology annotation, biological process: proteolysis. NCBI's taxonomy places the organism in Eukaryota, Apusomonadida, Apusomonadidae. The record is from RefSeq and is a predicted model, not a curated record.
CUACAUUUUUCUCAGCACCAUGCAGACUGUGGUUGUGCUCCUUCUGCUGACUGCGCUCGCAGCCAGUGUUAUGGGCAACAGCGUGCGCAUGACGGUGGCCAAGCAGCGGCACACGCCUGCACAGGCCGAGGCCUGGCUUGCUGGCUACAAGGCCCGUGUCUCUGGAGCGGCGCCCAUGCGCUCGCUGGCCAAGUACAACGCCGCCACCGGGGGUCAUCCCCAGACGGUUGUCAACUACGGUGACGAGCUCUGGGUCGCCAACAUCACCGUCGGCACGCCUGCCCAGGGCCCUUACCGUGUGGUGCUCGACACCGGCUCAAGCAACCUCUGGGUUCCCUCGGUCUUCUGCGCUUCGGCAGCAUGCUCGACCAAGCCGCGGUACAACGCCACGGCUUCGACCACUGCUGUUGCUGAUGGCCAGCCAUUCGCUGUGCCGUACGGCACCGGCUUCACUGCCGGCUCGCUGGUCAUCGAUACCGUCCAUGUGGCCGGGCUUAACAUCAAGUCGCAGAAGCUGGGCCAGGCUGAUGUCAUGGCCAAGUUCUUCGAGGACGAGCCGCUCGACGGUAUCCUCGGCCUCGCCUUUGACGAGAUCUCGGAGCCCAAGGGCGUGCCGACGCCGUUUGACAACAUGAUCUCGCAAAAGCUGCUGAGCAAGGACCUGCUCCAGGUCUUUCUCUCCAACGACGUUGCACCCGGCAACACCGAGUCUGUCUUCCUCUUUGGCGACAUCGACGAGUCAUACGUCAAGCCCGGAGCCUCGUUCUUCUACGUCAACGUCGACUUUCCGUCGUACUGGCUCAUCCGCAUGACCCAGGUCACUGUCGGCAGCUUUGCCCACAAGUGCGCGUUCCUCGGCUGCGCCGCCGUUGUUGACACCGGUACCACCAUCCUCGCCAUCCCGUCCAACGACGCCAAGGGUGUCAUCGAGGCCGUCGGCACCGUCAAGUCCGACUGCUCCAACGUUGACUCGCUCCCCACCAUCUCGCUCACCAUCUCGGGCAACAAGCUUGACCUCGCUCCGCAGUACUACGUCCUCAAGGUCCAGACCUCCAACUCGACCGAGUGUGUCCUCGGCAUCGAGUCGAUUCCGGUCGAGGAGGCCGGCCCGCUCUGGAUCCUUGGCGACGUCGUCCUCCGCCAGUACACCACCGUCUGGGACCGCUCGGUCAGCCCGCCCCGCGUCGGCUUUGCCCCCGCCAACCAGCCGCCGCCCACCUUUUGAUUCUAUCUAAAAGAUCCACUAUUUUCCCCCCACAACGUAAACCUUGCUGACCCACCA